Molecule: messenger RNA, 2326 nt
Organism: Lycium barbarum (goji berry)
Lineage: Eukaryota; Viridiplantae; Streptophyta; Magnoliopsida; Solanales; Solanaceae
Product: cysteine-rich receptor-like protein kinase 44
Exons: 7
Coding region: 147-2135 (662 amino acids)
Biological process (GO): protein phosphorylation
Molecular function (GO): protein kinase activity; ATP binding
Source: RefSeq, a predicted model, not a curated record
CUUAAACUCGAAAAUGAAAUCCAAGUCACCAAGAAAACAAGUCAACAACGAACACUAAACUAAAGACUUCGCACUGAUUAAACGGUCCUUUACUCAGCAUCUAUAAAUUUGCCUUCUGUCAACUUGAUGAUCGUUCAAUUUGCACAAUGCCUAGUUUGAAUAUCCCAUUAUGCCUUGUGCUUUUCUUGAUCAGCCAAAGUAAUAGAAUUACAGUAUCAGCUCUUGAUGACUCUUAUUAUUGCCCAAACACAACUACUUACAGUACAAAUUCCUCUUAUCAUUCCAACCUCAUCUUACUACUUUCAACCUUUUCUAACGCCUCAAGCAAAUAUGGUUUUUACAAUUCCUCCACUGGCAGCGGCAGUAAUUCUGAAAGAAUCUAUGGUUUGUUUAUGUGUCGAGCUGAUAUUUCAAGGGGGUAUUGUCAAGAUUGUGUGACUACAGCUGCUAAAAAUAUAAUCCAGUUUUGCCCCGGCAGAAAAACGGCUGUAUUUUGGUCGGACCGGUGCUUAUUACGUUAUACGAAUCGAUCAAUUUUCCCCGAUCCAGAUUAUGGAUCCAUAAUUAACAAACCAGAUAGACCUUAUGUUGUACGUAAUCCUAUUCAGAUUACCUCUGAUGAACAGACUAUGUUCAAACAGAAGCUGGGGGAAUUGAUAGAUGACGUGGCGACUCAGGCUGCUAGUGAUCCUUCGAUAGGCAAGAAAUUCGCCACUAGAGAAGCCAAUUUUACUGUUAACAAAACAAUUUAUGCCUCAGCUCAAUGCAUUCCUGAUCUUUCUUCUUCUGCUUGCCUAAAGUGCCUUAGGAUUGUGAUCAAAGUUUUCCAUAAGUUUCAUGAUGAACCUAUGGGUGCUAGAGUUCAAUUUCCCAGUUGUCUUAUGAGGUAUGAAGAAUACCCCUUCUACAACAGCAAGCCACCUGCUCUGUCCUAUAAUCAAGGGCAUAAUGGAAUUCCAAAACAUGUAGUCCUAAUUUUCUGUGUAGUCGUUGCCAUCGUUCUUUUGUUUCUACUAUCCAGUGGACUCUUUCUUUUGCUACUGAGGAGAAGGAGGAGGAAAAGAAAUAAUACGCUAAAGGAGAUGAAUGUUACAGUUGAUCUUAGUGGGAUUCUAACGGCUGAAUCCUUGCAAUAUGACUUUAGUACAAUUGAAGCUGCCACUAACUGUUUCUCUAUGGAAAACAAAAUUGGUGUUGGUGGAUUUGGUGAUGUAUAUAAGGGUGAGCUUGUAACUGGACAAGAGAUAGCUGUAAAAAGACUAUCAAGAAGGUCAAGCCAAGGUGUAAAUGAAUUUAAGAAUGAGGUUGUACUUGUAGCUAAGCUUCAACACAAAAAUUUAGUGAGACUGCUCGGUUUUUGCUUGGAAGGAGAAGAAAAGAUACUCAUCUAUGAGUUCGUGCCCAACAAAAGCCUCGACUAUUUCUUACUUGAUACGAAGAAGCAAGCGGCUUUGAGUUGGUCAGUACGUGACAAGAUUAUUAGAGGAAUAGUACGAGGAUUAGUUUAUCUUCAUGAAGAUUCUCGUCCUCGAAUCAUACAUCGUGAUCUUAAAGCAAGCAAUAUUUUGUUAGACAAAGACAUGAACUCAAAAAUUUCAGAUUUUGGCAUGGCUAGGAUUUUUGGAGUUGAUCAAACUGAAGGAAGCACUGGCAUAAUUGUUGGCACAUACGGCUACAUGUCUCCAGAAUAUGCGAUGCACGGUCAGUUCUCUGUGAAGUCUGAUGUAUUCAGUUUCGGUGUGCUUCUUCUGGAGAUAAUAAGUGGAAAGAGAAAUAGAUCAUUUUAUCAAGAAGAUAAAUUUGAUGACCUUGUUGCCCAUGCUUGGAAGCUGUGGAAAGAUGGCAAAGCUAUGGAACUCGUAGAUUCAACUCUUAUCGGUGACUCAAAUUUAAGGUCUGAAAUCAUGAGAUGUAUACAUAUUGGGUUGUUAUGUGUUCAAAAUGAUUUGGAUCAAAGACCUACAACUGCUUUGAUAGCUCAUAUUCUCAGUACUGCAUCUGCUACUCUGCCAGAGCCAAAUCAACCAGCAUCUUAUAAGGAUUACACUAGAAUAGAAAAGAUGGAUCAACACACAAGCAAAUCCAUUCGAUCGUCCGUUAUUCAAGAACCAAUUACUGAAGUCUACCCAAGAUAGUAUAGCGAAGAUCAGCGCGUACAGAAACUAGUAUAAUCUUUUAAAAUUCAAAUCGCCAUGAAAUGUUUUUAUAACGAUUUUUUCACUUUCUACAAAGACUAGAAAAAGUCCUAUUUCUUGUGGUGAUAACUAGUGACUCUCAGUUAUUGUAUUAGGAGUCUGUUAAAAGACAUCUUUUGAUUGUGUGUUAA